Rotaria sp. Silwood2 is the source of this 927-nucleotide messenger RNA. The record is from the annotation of a GenBank genome assembly. NCBI's taxonomy places the organism in Eukaryota, Metazoa, Rotifera, Eurotatoria, Philodinida, Philodinidae.
AUGCAUACCGUGUUUCGCAUAGGUGACAUUGAACAGGUGGAAAACGGACUGUGGCAAAUAACAUUGGCAUCGACUGAUAAUAAUGAUCAACAAUUGAAGCUUCUCACCGAACGCUUAAGAACAGAGAUCGGAUCGGGAACAGGAUGGCAUCGAUUGAGUCAAUUAAUGAUCAAGAUGGGCGAGUUCAAUAAGGCCGAAGAAGUCUCCCAAGCAUUACUCGAUGGAGCAUCUGACGACGAUGCGCGAACAAAGGCUGUUUGUCAUCAUCAACUUGGAUAUGUUAAUGACGAAAAGGGCGAUCUAACAAAAUCUCUUUUUCAUUAUAGACAAUCUCUCGACAUUAGUCUGACCUAUCUAUCUCCCGAUGAUCCUUCGCUUGCUUCGACUUAUUCAAAUAUUGGAAGUAUAUACAAAAAACAGAAUGAUCUUAACGCAGCUCUCGAAUGUUUUCAGCGAGCGCUAAACAUCGAUCUUCAUGUCUCUAAACCUGAUAAGCUUCAGAUCGCUACUCAUUACAAUAACAUUGGUCUUGUGCUUAAACAACAAGAUAAAUAUGAUGAAGCACUAAAAAAUUAUGAGCGUGCACUAGAAAUCAAACUCGCUCAUCUUCCACCACGUCAUCCAUCAUUGGCUACUGCUUACAGCAAUAUCAGCGGGAUUUAUCAAUCAAGAAAAGACUAUUCAAAAGCGCUCUCAUUUCUUGAGAAGACCCUUGAAAUCAAACAGAAAUCGCUUCCACCGAAUCAUCCAUCGUUAAUCGCGACUCAUCGCAACAUAGCAACAGCAUUGGAUGGUCUCCAUCGAUCUGAGGAAGCUGUUCAACAUGCGCAGCAUGCAGUUGACAUUGCACGGCGUGCAUUUGGAACUGAUCAUUCGGAAGUAAAAGACAAUCAAAAAUACCUUGAUGAACUUCGUCAAAAACUCUGA